AUGUUUUCUAAACAAAUUAAAAUUUAUUUAUUAUUUUCUAUACAAAAAUUUAAAUUAUUAAUUUCAUCAUUUUUUUCAUUAUUUUUCAUCAAUUUCUUAAAUAAUGGAAUUUAUAAUAUUAAAAAUAUUUUUAUUUUAUUUAUUUUAAUAAGUAAUAUUAAAAUGGUAAAUUCAAGGAGUAGUCCAAGUUCUGAUACUGAAAUUCUCUCACAAUUGCUCAAUCGUGGCUAUGACUGGCGUGUUCGUCCACCAGGAACAAAUCUUUCCUUAGAUGGAGAUCACGGCCCAGUUGUUGUAAAUAUAAAUAUGUUAAUACGUAGUAUAUCAAAAAUAGAUGAUGUAAAUAUGGAAUAUAGUACACAAUUAACAUUUAGAGAGGAAUGGGUAGAUGGAAGAUUGGCAUAUGGAUUACCCAAUGAUCAAAAACCCGAUCAUAUUAUUUUAACUGCGGGACAACAAAUUUGGAUGCCUGAUACUUUUUUUCAAAAUGAAAAGCAAGCUAGGAAACACGAAAUUGACAAACCUAAUGUACUUAUUAGAAUACAUAAAGACGGUAGAAUUUUGUAUAGUGUGAGGAUUUCACUUGUUCUUUCUUGUCCAAUGUUUCUUCAGUAUUAUCCAAUGGAUGUCCAAACUUGUUUAAUUGAUAUGGCAUCAUAUGCCUAUACAGAUACUGAUAUUGAAUAUCGUUGGAAAGAAAUUCAACCUGUUCAAUUAAAACAGGGUUUAGAAUCCUCUCUACCUAGUUUUCAAUUAACUAACGUUUCUACUGGAUAUUGUACAUCCAAAACAAAUACUGGGACUUACUCAUGUUUACGUACCGUUUUAGAAUUAAGAAGGCAAUUUAGUUAUUAUUUAUUACAAUUAUAUAUUCCAUCAUCUAUGCUGGUUAUUGUUUCCUGGGUAUCAUUUUGGUUAGAUCGUACAGCUGUUCCUGCAAGGGUUACUUUGGGUGUUACUACUUUAUUAACAAUGACUACUCAAACAUCAGGAAUAAAUGCUAAACUUCCACCUGUUAGUUACAGUAAAGCAAUUGAUAUAUGGUGUGGUGCCUGCCUAGCAUUUAUUUUUUCGGCAUUAUUAGAAUUUGCCUGUGUUACUUACAUAUCUUCUAGAAUGUUUUAUAAAAGAACAAGAAAUAAUAGAGUAUUGGCAAGAUAUAGAGGAGAGGGACGUUUACUUUCAGUUUUCAAUCCUCAAUCACAAAGGCCAUCAAUAUGUCCAGGAUAUGAAAUGCCUCCAAACUUAUUAACUCAUAGACCGAGUUUACAUUACACUCCAUUGACUACACAGUUUAUGGAUGAUGAAAUUGAAGAAGUUUGGGUUCGAAGGGCUGAUAUCCCUAAUUCCCCUCCACCACCUAUUUUAAAACAAAAAACAUUAUCUUCAUCAGAUGAAAGUAUUCAAAGAAAUUCAACUAAAAUAAAUAACGAUAACAAAGAAUAUUUUAAUGAGACGAAAACAUCAAUUUCACUUCCAUCCCCUCCACAACAAAGAAGACAAAACGAAAGAGAACAAAAUUGUUUGUUAAUAUUUGGCCGAAGACUUCCUUUAAUUGGAAGGUUAAUUAGAAGGUUAGAAGCAGAAGUAGAUCCAGCAAAAAGGGCUGAUUAUAUCUCAAGGAUAUUAUUUCCACUUAUAUUUGCCUUGUUCAAUAUGGCCUACUGGUUUAGGUACUUGAAACUUUAA
Messenger RNA from Meloidogyne enterolobii, 1689 nucleotides. Lineage: Eukaryota; Metazoa; Nematoda; Chromadorea; Rhabditida; Meloidogynidae. The record is from the annotation of a GenBank genome assembly.